CGAAACGUGUUUUUAGCACAAUUUUUUGUCAGACGCAAACUUAUCACGAUUUUUGGCAGAAUGAAAGACAAAAUAGCUGAAAUAGAUGUUCAGAAAGCUCUUAUCAAACAGCUCAAAGAAAAAGAUUCUUUCUCUGUUAUAAAGAAGAAAAAGAAAAAUACUGAAGCGAGUUUCAAGUUAAAGAAAAGAAAGUCAUUAGAUGAGAAAGAUGAUAGUAUGACAUUAGAUAAACCUGAUGUGCCCAAGAAAAAACACAAAGAUAACAAGCAAGAUAAUAGUGUACAAAGACCACUUAGGCCUCCCCCCAAAGUCGUUGAGUUUGAGGAGCGUGGAAAGUCAAAGCAAGAAAAUAGACAGAAAGAUAAGGUUUCCAAUGAAAAAGAUAAUGAUGACAUCAGUUAUGAUGAUUUUAUGGAAAUCGCAAGGGAUGUUAAGGAAUUUGGUUUCCAAUGA
Exaiptasia diaphana is the source of this 453-nucleotide messenger RNA. RefSeq lists its product as uncharacterized. The transcript is spliced from 7 exons. NCBI's taxonomy places the organism in Eukaryota, Metazoa, Cnidaria, Anthozoa, Actiniaria, Aiptasiidae. The record is from RefSeq and is a predicted model, not a curated record. Bases 61 to 453 code for a protein of 130 amino acids.